Molecule: messenger RNA, 1569 nt
Organism: Coregonus sp. 'balchen'
Lineage: Eukaryota; Metazoa; Chordata; Actinopteri; Salmoniformes; Salmonidae
Source: the annotation of a GenBank genome assembly
GCGACAUAUUUGUGAUAUUGAACACUACUCACUAGCUCCCAAGCGCACUAUUAAUCGAUCCUCGUGGACAUCGAACUUUCGCCAGACACUUUGAAUCGAGAAAACGACCUUACACACCUCUGCUAUGGCUAAAUUUUUAGUGGACUGCACCGCGUGAAGAUCAAGGGUAAAAACUGAGAAUAUAUUUCUAAACGUUAAAAAAAAAAAACAUUUGCAACGUUCUUGUUAGAACACAUGUAUUUUAUUUUGGGUUGCUAACGCAUUAGCUAAUGCUGAAGAGGUCAAAGCUAACUAGCUAGCUAACCAACUUGAUUUGGUAAAAUAUGGCAUUACGAAAUGCUUAUUAACGCAUGCCAAUCACAUGUGAAACUGGCUUUACAUUCCUUAUGUUCUAAAAUGUACAUGCACCUCUUCUCCUUUUAGGUUGAAAAUGUUCUCAUUUGCAUUGAAGAGGCACUUGAAUCCCUGUGUGGUAAGAGUAAACAUUACAUUAGUUCUGUGACGCCAUAAUAUUGGUCAAUCAUUUGUCAAAUUGAACUGGAACAAAUAGCCAAGAGCAUCUGGGUUCUCUGUAUCAGGAUAGAGGCACAGUGGCCCAGAUCAUGUAAAACCCUACUGAGAAAUGCUUUUGCAACUGUUUUUAUUGUCAGGGUCCAUCCUGCCGAUGGAUGCAGCGGGUACUCUGUGGGUCCAGCUGCAUGGUGAAGAGGGAAUGUUUUUACACCAGUUCCAACCCCUUGUUGGCUCCACAUGUUUCCAUGGUGACAUCACUACUGUUCCCGAGACUAGCUGCCUCCAGGCUUCUGAGCCUCAGGCCCCUGAGCUGCUCUGCCUCUUUGCUUUGCCAGGGUCACCCCGUGCCCACGGCCCCUGGGAGUGGACAGGAGGACCAACAGCGCCUCAGCAUGAAAGCCCUGGCCAAUGCGCCCAAGCCUGCUUUGUACCUCGGCUUCUCCGGCCUCCUUCCAUUCCUGGGCGCCCCACUCCUGAUGGCUGUGACCCAGUCCUACCUCCCAGAGGUGGCCUACGCCCAGGUGGUCUACGGUGCCUCAAUCGUGUCCUUCCUGGGUGGGGCCCGCUGGGGCUUUGCCCUGCCUGAGGGGAGCCCUGCCCAGCCCGACUGGAUGAACCUUGGCAACAGUGUGGUGCCCUCCCUGCUGGCCUGGCUGGCUCUGCUCUGCAGAGACAACAUCACAGAGGGAGCCCUUGUGGUCAUCAUGGGGCUGGGCCUGGCCCUGCACUAUGACCUCACCCUGCUGCCUGGUUACCCCAGCUGGUUCAAAGCCAUGAGAACCAUACUCACUCUGGUGGCUACCUUUUCCCUGGUGGCCACACUGACAUUGCAGAAGAUGUGCCCGGAGAAGAAGAUCAAGGCACAAGAGAAUUGACUAGGUCAUUACUAAGGGAUAUUUAAAGUUAGCACUUAAAAGCUAAAUUCUCUCAAACAGUUAAGUGGAACUGACCAUUGUGGGAUUUGUUCAGUAGGAGCAAACAGGGAGAAAACAUACAAAAAUGGAAGUGGUGCGAUGCAACAUUAACUUUUCCAAUAAAAACAGACAUUUUCACACA